CUUUUAACCUCUGGCUUGCCAGAGCUGUAAAGCGGAGUCGAGUAGCUGAGCCAAGUGGUUGGAACUUUGCUCGAGAGAUGGAAAGAGGUACGACGGGUCGCCCUCCUGAGAGUUUCGUGGGCCGGGACUCCUGGGUUCCUUUCUGUAAAGGGCGUGAGUAGACUCGAGAGUCCCUGGGCUCCGUUAGAAAAUAUAGGGGAAAGGGGCAGGGAACCCCGGAUUCUCUGGGAAGGUAGUGUUGCCUAGUGGGUUAGAAGCGGGGAUACUCUCUUGAAGAGCAAUCGGUUUGGGAGCCAGGACUCCUGGGUUCUCUGGACUACUGGGCUAGAACCACGGUGUGGAUAUUGGGGCGGUUCCUCGUCUGAUCUAGGAGCCGCCAGAGACUCAAGACUUCUGAGUCUGUUGGAAAGGAAGCGUGGACUAGUGGUUGAAGCCACAAUGACUGGGAGCUAGGAAAGGGAGUGUAGAGUAGUAAUGAGUUAGAAUCUGGUCGUGGGAACGUUUCUAGAGACCAGAGGAGACCUGCGGGCAGCCUGAGUUCUGUGCUCCCUGGGUUUGGCUGGGAGAGGAAGUGUGGAUUAGAAUUGCCUGUGGAUGACUAACUUGUGAGCAAAUGGGGUGAGCCAGGGAGAAGAGGCUGUAAACAGAAGUUAAUCACACACAAAAAAUCCAAAGGCAGAAGAUACCUGGUUAGGAAGGAAUUGAUGUCAGGCAGUGGGAGGCUGGCUAGCGCUGGAGGGAACUGCAUUCGCAAAGGGUACCUGCACACCUUCUGAACAUGUGCAUGUUCACACUUGCAGGGGAACAUGAGCAAAUGUAUCAAGAAGGGUCGUCCUGAAGGAUCCAGUCCCUUUUCGGAAGGCUAUUGGCUGUUUGGUAUUGGGCUGAAAGGUUCAUAUGUGUGUUUGUGUGCACAGUUCAGGAUUGUGUGGGUGAGCAGUGAUGCACAUGGCUGGUUCAUACAUAGGACACGUGAGUUUCACACAGUGAUGUGGGGACAGUCAGCUUCCCAAACCUUGGUUUCGUUCUGCGGAAAAAUCUCCUAAGUUGAUCAGUAACAAUUAACAGGUGCCGGUUGCAGUACAGUGGUACCUCAGGUUACAUAUGCUUCAGGUUACAUACUCUUCAGGUUACAGAUUCCGCGAACCCAGAAAUAGUGCUUCAGGUUAAGAACUUUGCUUCAGGAUGAGAACAGAAAUCCUGCUCUGGCGGUGCAGCAGCAGCAGGAAGCUCCACUAGCUAAAGUGAUGCUUCAGGUUAAGAACAGUUUCAGGUUAAGAACGGACCUCCGGAACCAAUUAAAUACUUAACCCGAGGUACCACUGUAUAGAUAUCGGGCAAGCUUGGCAGUUCUAGAGUUUUUUGCUUUGUUCACCAGAUACAAGUAAAUUAAACAUGCUGAAUUAAGUGACUCUCUAGAGCAUCAGAAAAUUUCCUCAGGCAUGUUACCUAAUUAGGCAAACUAGCCUAAUUAUCCAAUUCGAAAUUUCCCAGAAAAAUCCACAUCGCUGGUUGUGAAACAGUGUGCGCUUGUGUGGAAAAAUUCGGCAGAGUUUUGAGUGGUCUGUUAUUGGGCGGCAGUGCUGUUCAGAGGUGCGGAUUUUCCUGUAUUCCUGCUGUGUGCAUAUGUAAAAUCAUUGAUCUGCAUUUGGCAAGGCCCAUCCACUUUCCCUGGCAAAACCUGCUCAGUUGGGCACAAGCCUAUGCCUUUGAGGAUCACAUGGCGCACUGCAUGUUCAAAGCGUGUUCCAGGUCUCCAGGGCGCUUGGCGGGGGAAGGGUGCCGUGGAUCCUCCGCUUGUUAUAUAAAUCUGGAUUCCUGUUGCUGCUGAUUGAAUUGCAGUCAUGUGGUUUGUUGUCCCUGCUUGCCUAGUUAAUUGAUUUUUGUGUGUUUUGCUUUUGGUAUUGCGGCUCCUAUUGAUUUAUUUCUCUGUGUCUCUCUUUUAGUGCUGCUGGUGUUAAUUCAGCUGUCUUUUAAAAAAAUGAGGUUCGUUUACAAUGUUUUGAUACAUGAUCUGCUUUGAUUCCUUAUUCCUCCUUGAUUCUCUGCACACGCUAGACUUUGCUGUUUCCCCAGAGAAAUCGGAGAUCUGGCUUCUCUUCCCCUUACUAGUUCUCAACCUGUGGGUCCCCAGAUGCUGUUGGACUACAACUCCCAUCAUCCCUGACCACUGGUCAUGCGGGCUAGGAAUGAUGGGAGUUGUAGUCCAACAACAUCUGGGGACCCACAGAGAAAGGCUGUGUGGCUUAGAGAGUCCUGCAAAAUUGGACCAAAGUUCCAUCUAGCCCAGCAUCCUGUUUUCAAGGAUGCCUCCGGAACCCCUUAAGCAGGUCACAAAGGCAAGAGUUGUUCCCUGUUUGUCUCCAGAGAUAGCCUUCCCCUGAACGUGGAGGUUCUACUUAGCCGGCCUGGCUAAUUCAGCCUUUGGAUUCUACUGGGAGGAGUUACACAUGCUGUGCUUUAGCCUCAUGAAAGUGCUCCUGUCAGCAUGAAAUGCUUGUGUCAGAGGAAAGUCUACAGCUCUGCAACAGAGCAUCUGCUUUGCAUGCAGAAGAUUCCAGGUUUGUUCCCCAACAUCUUCAGGCCAGGCUGGGAACACCUUGGAGAGUCCCUGCAAGUCAGUGUAAACAGUUCUGAACUAGGUGGACCCAUGAUCUGACUCUGUAUUAGGCGCUUGUGGAAGGUGAGUGAGCUGUUCUACUCCCCCUUCUUAGCAGAUGGGGAAACUGAGGUCAGGAGGAAUCUUGCCUUCGAGGAAACCAGUGUGUCCUUGACCGAACAGGGAGUUGAAACCAGAGCUGAGCCGCCAUCUUUUUAUAGCAUCACCGAUGCAUGUCCCACUUAACAGAAUAGCAUGAGCAAAUCAAACAGACCCCUGCCCCAAGGAGCUUGCAGUCUUGCGUUGGACAUGCUGUUUGUUGUGCCAGAUCCGCCGCGCCUCACUGUGACUCCAAACACCUCCCUACUCAUCCCAGGAUCCAGCCAAACUCUUUCAUCCCAUCCUCAUCGCUAGACCUUCUCCACAUGUUAGCAUUUGGCGGGUUGCUGGACUUUUGGGUCUGAUCCCAGACGGGCUGCUCUUUUAACUCUCAGCAAUUUCCUACAAGGAAGCCCUUUUGGUGUACAAAAGCAGGUGCGUAGGCAAAACGCUGUGUGCAUAGGUGGCAGUUGUUGCAACUGAGCAGAGCUUUCUUCCACAGCUUGUUGGACCAGUCUCGAGGUGGCUCCUGGUUCCCAGUUCCUUAUUUGACACUGUAGCCUGAAUAAGAACAAGUUGCCAAACCCCUGCACCCCAGAAUAAGCUUUGGUCAUAACCUCCGUGAACAGGAGGUCCCCUCUCAGUUGUAUUUACACCCUGUGUAGCUGCCGAACUCUGGAGCAAUCUCUAGACACAGGAUUUCCCCGCUUCCCUUACAUGAAAGCAACUUGGAUAAAGUGGUUCUUGUAUUUCAGAGUCUAGAACCCAUUCAGAGAGUUCAGGAAUUACACCUAAAUUUCUUCGAGACACACACACACACACACACACACACACACAGCGUAAGAAGAUUCUGCUGGAUCAAGCCCAUCUAGUCUAGCAUUCUGUUCUCACACUGGCCAACCAGAUGUCUGUGGGAAGGUGGUGAGCCCAGGACCUGACUGGAACAGCCCUUUCUCCAUUUGUGAUUCCCAGUCAAAACCCAGUUUCCCUGAAACUCUUCGCUGUGGUCCAGGCCUAUGGUCUCCCUAUUCCCCUUUUUAUCCCAUCGUGGAUAGAGAUCAAUCAAUGAGUCACAUGGCAGUGCAUCGUUUUGCUGACGCAUCAGUGUGCGGGGGGACAGAAAGGAAGCAUUUCAGAUAACAGCAAAUUGAACAGCUAAGACCCUGAUAGCAGAAACAUCCAUGGGCGGAAAAUGCCAUUGACUUUAUGAAAUUGGAGCAGGAGCGGUUAGGAGGCAGCGCUCUCUGCUUCUCUGAUGAAGGUCCAAGUUUGCUGAAAGAGCAUUCACCCUCCUUUUUGCUUAUAUUUUCUAAAGGAACAAAAAGUCACGCACACGUUUCCAGUAAACUUAAGGAGAAAACUCUUCAUUUGUCUUGUUGAUUACUUUUUCCAGUACUCAAUAAAAACUCUCCUGUCCCAGUCCCUCAUGUCCCAGUCCCUCGUCCUCUGCCGCUGCCAAAAUCUCCCAUUAUUUGCUAAUUGUUAUCUUCUGGUCAUGUUACUGGCUGCUGUCGCCUUCACCCCCUUAAUCGACAAUUCUUUAUCAUUCCCCCAAUAUUUUGCCUCGCUCAGGCUCGUGGCUGGAAAAUGCCUUAAUUCGUUGUUGUUUUAAUCUAGUCUCAUUAUUGGAACAAUGUUUUCUAGCCUUGUUGGACGGAAGGGAGUUUCAGACUUCUGUGCAGCGGGGUUUCAGAAGGCCUUGAAGAUCUGCCCUUUCCAAUUGGCCUUCCAGGAGUGAUGUUUUCUUGGUUGGGCUGCGGCCAUGUUUUCCUGGCUUUCUUAUUCUCGUGAGGCGAUGGGCCAAGCUAUUUCUGGUUUUAAAAGGUCUGCGUUAACUGUUUUUCUUCUACUCCUUCUUGGCUUUAUGGCUGUAAGCCACCUUGGAUGGGCAUUGUCCCCCUCCCCAUGCCUAAAAAUAGUUUCAAAUAAAUGACAUUAUUUCUAAAUCAGAUGUGGGAUUGAGAAGUGGGCACCAGAGUGCGGUACGUAGGCCAGAUGUGGCCUGAUCCUUUAUGCCAUUGAGCCCCCUCCGUCGGCUCCAUCCUUCAAAUGUAAAUACAGUGGUACCUUGGGUUACAUACGCUUCAGGUUACAGACUCCACUAACCCAGAAAUAGUACCUCAGGUUAAGAACUUUGCUUCAGGAUGAGAACAGAAAUCGUGCGGCGGCAGCGGGAGGCCCCAUUAGCUAAAGUGGUACCUCAGGUUAAGAACAGUUUCAGGUUAAGAACGAAUUAAGUUCUUAACCCAAGGUACCACUGUAGUCCAAUAAGAGAGGCUGUGUGGUGUAGUGAGUGCUGAAGUACGACCUGAGAGACGAGGGUUCAAACCCUCCACUGGGCCAUGAAGCUCGCUGGGAGACCUUGGGUCAAUCACUGCCUCUCAGCCUAAUCUACCUCACAGGGUUGCUGUUGGGAUUAAAUGAGAUGGGGGAGAAUUUCGUAUGCCAUCUUGAGCUCCAUGGGGGGGCGGGGGGGCGGGAGAAGGUGGGAUAUAAAUGUAAUAAAUAAGAUGACCAGCAGAUUUCUCAAAUCCUCUGAACACUGUUUUUUGUUUUUGUUUUUAGCCAUGAUUUCAUUCCUAAAAUCUAAAUGUUAGGACUGCUAGCAAGACCAACCUUUUUAGCAAAUGCUCAGCCUUCUACCUGCUGUUCUAGCUUGAAGGCAACACACACGGCCCCUUGCACUUGCAGCCUGAACUGGCCAUUGUUCAUUCUUCCACCUCAGGAAUCUGCCACAAUAUUCUGGCGGGCUGUGUGUGUGCCCUACCCUGACAUACUAGGGCAUGGAGAAAUACUAACUUUCCUAAAGCCUUAUCUGAAUGAUGUUGCCAUUAGAUGAGGAGCAAAGAUGUCUGGUGGGGGUGGAAGAGGAGGAGGAGAAUAGCGGCUGCUGUCUCCUAUGAUUGCCCUCUUGUCUCUCCCCCCCAUUUUUUGUCUACUUCACUGUUAAACAUAAGCUUUGAACCUGAUGCUCAUAAAUAGAGAUAAAAAGUUCUUGACUCUGAGAUUUAUCGGUAUGUGCAACGACCUCCUUCACCCCUUGCGUCCCACAAUACGGACACAGAUCUGCCUCUCGAAAGGUUGUUUUUCUUAAAGCUGACUAAUCUUAGCAGGCGAUCACGCCUCCCCCUUUAAACCAUUCAUCUCCAAACUCCUCUCCUUUCAACUAGCCGUCCUUCUCCCAAUCUUCACUUUUUGUCUGUGCCCCCAUGGCUACAUCCAUCCAUCCACACUCUGGGAGGACUGCAGAUCUCCCUCCAUCUGACUGUCAGUGCAUAAACUCUAAAAAGAGGAUUCCUGUGGCAGAGAAGUAAGUCUGGGAGCUCCACCUGUUGAUCUUCAGCCCAGUCUUCCUUGAUCCCAGUUGCAUAAAGGGUAUACCUGAUGGCAAAGGGAAUACGUUCUGCACAAAAACAAGUGUGCUUCUAUAUUGUUGCACAGGGACGCAGGUGGCGCUGUGGGUUAAACCACAGAGCCUAGGGCUUGCCGAUCAGAAGGUCGGUGGUUCGAAUCCCUGCGGCAGGGUGAGCUCCCGUUGCUCGGUCCCUGCUCCUGCCAACCCAGCAGUUCGAAAGCACAUCAAAGUGCAAGUAGAUAAAUAGGUACCGCUGCGGCGGGAAGGUAAACGGCAUUUCCGUGUGCUGCUCUGGUUCGCCAGAAACGGCUUAGUCGUGCUGGCCACAUGACCCGGAAGCUGUACGCCGGCUCCUUUGGCCAAUAAAGCGAGAUGAGCGCCGCAACCCCAGAGUCGGCCAUGACUGGACCUAAUGGUUAGGGGUCCCUUUACCUUUAUAUUGUUGCACACUACAGAAGUUGAAAAUAAUCCCCUGGCUUGCUUAAUAAUAAUAAUAAUAAUAAUAAUAAUAUCCAUGCUUCAUCAGCACAUCCCACAAUGGGUUAAUGGUAUUUAAAAUUCAGAAUUAAAUGCAGCUGGAAGAUUAUAGUCACAGGUAUAGGGGGGUCCUGAAAACACACAUAUCAGGUGUCAAAGGCCAGGGUAAAGAGGUACAUUUAAGAUCAAGAUACCAGGGUUAUCUGGCUCAAAACUUGUUUUCAAUGCUGAUGGUCCCAGGAUUCUGUGGUGAUCAUCAGCCACAGGUUCGUGACAAAGAGGCAAGUGCCUCUGACCACCCAUAAUGCCUUGCACCGUAAAGUAACUGCAUUCAAAGUUUCUGACCCUCCUCCUGGCAACACCUGGAAUUAAAGAGAAGGCCGCAGGGUGCAAUUUUAUGGUAGGUUUGCCUCCUGUGACACAGAGUCCCUGCAAGAAGAGAGCCUGUGCUUCAGCAAGAGGAGCUGUAUUGCAAGCCCUCCCCUUACUGCUCUACUUUUCUGCUUGCGGGGAGCCUUUUACAUGGGACUUAGGAACCAGUAAGAUGGAGCAAUUCAUCUAUCCAUCACAUCUCUUAACACGUUCUCUCCUCAUAUGUAUGGUUCUAGCCUAUUGUUGUCUGCCAAUGAGAUGCACCUUAGGUGCCAAGGAAACUCUAAUUACGCCGAUAUGCUUAGAUUUUAUGAUGAGCAUGCUUUGCUUAAUUUUGAAGGUAGCAGUUGAGUUUUAUGCAAAAAUUGCACCCUCUACCAUCCACUGAGCAGUUAGAAUAAAUUGGGCAUAAGGAGACCUUUAGUGAAGGAAAAGGUGAUAGUGUAUAUAGCCUAGAAAAAUAGGAACCAUCAGCAAAACCAAUCAUGAGAGCAAGAAACCUUUUUUUUUAAUGAAUGUUGAGGUUUUAAAUUCUAAUUGCACAGAACCUACAGCCUUGGGUUUAUCUUUCUUAUCCAUACAUUAAUGCCCCCUACAGUCAUGUGGUACCCCACUCCUCCAUUCUUUCCAAUUGCAUCACCCUUCCUGGUUGUCUUUUGUGUCCCUAGCCACUCCAUUAUCUUUUCUGUUUGAUUUUCUGUGCAUAAGUUGUUGCUUCCUUAAUAUGGGAUAGCCCCAUGCCCCAAUAUAGCUUAGGGCAUCCUUUGCCCUCUCCAUCAGUCUUCUUCCAUCUCUCCCCCCCCGCAUCUUGUUCCCAGUUGUUCCCUUCUACCAUCCUCCACUUCAAUUUCCCUCUUUCCAUACCUCCUCGCUGUUGUUUUUUCAACAUGCCACUUUUGUUUUAAAGCCACAUGCUUCCUUUCUCAAAUUCCCUUCUUUGCAGCCCUCUGCUCUUUCACCAAUCCUCCCCAAUCCGGCGCUUAGCCUGGUUUCCAAACACGCCAACCAAGUCCGGAAGUUCAGGAAUGCAGUGAACUUUAUAAGGCAAUGGAGAGGCUUUUUGUGUUUUUCAAAUUUCCUCUCCCCUCUUCUUGGGACAAUAUUUUUUUUGGCUCCUGGAUCUCAAGCGUUUUUCCCCCCAUUUGGGGCUUGUGUCUCCUCCCCCCCCCACCUCUUUCUUUUCUUUGGGGCAAGCGGUGUGUUUGGUUUUGCUUGAGCUUCUGACAUCUACGAUUUCAUCUUUCUAAUGCAGGUAUAAAUAAAUAAAAUUCCGGGCCACCACCCAAGAAGGGAGGAGUGAAAACUCGUGACGAAGAAGAAGUGGGUGAAAGAGAGAGAGAGAGAAAGAGAGGAGUGUGAGAGGCGGACAAAUGAAAGGAGAGAGAAAAGAGGAAAUUUUGCUGGGGAUUUCUGAGAACUGUGAGCAAACUUCCCGGACCUAGCUAGACAAAAGUGGCGACAGGAUCCAACUGCAAAUAUCCAGGGAAGGAUAUACGCGUUUUGUAGCUCUGGUUCACUUGGCACUGCCUCUUGGCCGGAUCGGGGCGACUACAAAAGCAGGAAGAACGACCGGGACAGUCCUGUGAGUCACCCCGAGCUGUGGGGGAAAGGAAAAGGACGUUGGAGUGUUUUCUUUGCAAAGGUGAGUUUCGCUAGCACCUGGGAGAGCUUCUAAGCAAUGCUUUGUGCUGGCUGACAGCUCUCAGCCGACUGCUGCGAGUCAGAAGGCAAGAGAGCGCAGCAGGCUGUCUGGACUCCUGAGUUCCCGGAGACAGGAUUGCGGGGUCAGCAGGGAGUGGCUGCCAGACAGGGCCUUGUGGGCUCCCCCACAAGGCAGGGUGGGAUUUAGUGGUUUUGAGCCAGCCAGCAGGGAAGUAGGACUCCUGGUUCCUCUAACAGAGGACUGGGGUUUAGGAGCCAAGGCACAGGAAAUCUGGAAGAGGUGGGAAAAAGCUGCAGGGUUCCUGAGUUGGGUUGUGGGACUGGGGAGUGGGCUUGAGUGAGGUGGGCAGGUUUGGGUGGUUCUCUCCUCGAAAGGUGGGGUGGGUGGGUGGAGAUGGUCUUCAGCCCUUGGGUGCCUCAUCCCAGGAGAGGAGGGGGCGGGGAGGGAGAAGCCACCGUUUGGGUAGCAAAAGGGGUGUGUGUCUGGCAAGAGGAAUGAGUGAGUGGCCAUAAAUCAAAGAGUGGCUGGGCUGGGAGCAGGAGAGGGUGUUGCCUGGGGCUAAAGUAAAUAGGCCCCCUAGCCUGAGCUUCUUGGCAUGCUCUCCACAGGCAAUCAGAACUCCUGGCUUGCAGCUAAACUUCCCCUAUGCCCCCUUUCUUGACCCCCCUCCUAAAGAACCCAGGAGUCCUGGCUUUCCCCCACCCCUGUAAGCCUCCAGUCGGUGCAGGGUACCUGAUUUGCACCCAGCCCCACAUCAUGCUGUAGCCCCCCCAUAUCCCACCUCUCAGCCAGCAAACCCACACGUUCAAACACCCACGUUGGUUUCGCUGCCACCACAACAACCCAGUUAAAUCCUGUCCCUUUCCAAGAAGUGCCCUGGCUCCCAAGCCCUUCACUGGCACUUUGUAUUCACUUGAUCACUGUUCCGUUCCAGGGAACCCAGGUGUCCGGGCUAAAUGGCUCUGCCCCAUCACAUCACCCCUCCCCCUCCCCCGAUUCCCGAUCAUUUCCUCAACCUCGGCCACAUCUGAGCCUUUCAAAGGACUUCAUUUCAUUUACCAAAGGAAAUUCCGUCAUCGUACUCCGGGGCUCGUAACCAUAUCUGUCAUCCGCAGAGAAGGGAAACAUGGACGGGAAAGGAGGGAAUAGAUAUCUUCUCCCAAGAGGCUGGAGCAUAAGCCUCUCUGGGUUCGUGCCAGGACCAUGUCAGACCCCAGCCCUUCUGGAUCUCAGCUGUUCCCCGUCUCCCUGUUAAGUUAUUGCAUGCACAAUUGAUGAGUUAUAGUGCGUGCUCCCAAGAGUCCACUUUUGUUGGGGGGGGGGGCGGUAUUGUGGCAUUAUCCCCUGCUCUCCCCUCCCCACACCCCUUGCCUGAAAUCAGCCUUGCGUAGAGAAAACUUCCCCUCCACAAACUGCCCCCUGCUUCUUAUUAGCUAACUUGUCCUCACAGACUAUGUUGGUCAACCGGGGCAUUCAUAAAAAACAAACAAGUUAUAACGUUUUUCCUGCUAGUCGCCUGGAGGCGAGUCUGAAUUUGACACAGGUGACCAGGCGAGCAGCUCUUGGCAAGCUGAAUUCGUGAAUGCAAUCUCUUUUAUGCUUGGGAGAAUACUUCUCCCCCCCCCCCAAAACAAACCCGACUUCCAAUGUAGUUUUCCCAGUACUAUUCUGGUUGUUAUAUGUGCGCUGUUAGUGCAAGUGUUGCUUGAUAGAUCUCUCCUGGACUGCAGUUAAUGACACAAACACCACAGCUCUUUCCCAUCCACUGGUUACCUGCACCAUUUAGUGAUCUUCCGUUCUUCUGCUCUUUUAAAAGCCACCUUUUGAAUUUGUCUUCCUGCUCUGCCUGUCCCAGAACUUAGCUGUCUUCAUGUAAACUCUGGCUUAGAAGGAGGAGAGCAUACAUUUAACCAGGUUCAUGUUGACCAGGCUGGGCUUCCCAUCCUGCCAACUUUUGUAUCUCACCCCCCCAAAAAAAUAUCCAGUGGAGCAUUGCACUGUUGUUGCUGGCUCAGGGUUGGUGUUUAUCAUUUAUGGCCUUCGGGGUGGGAGAUAUGCCAGUUCAGGCAAAGAGCACUUUGGCAGAAGUUACACGGCGGAUGCAGCCACUUUGAAGCGGUCCGUUCACCAAAGCUGCCUUGGACUUCAACAUUGCUGAAGCUAAGCAGGGCUGGAUCUGGUGGAAAGAUCCACUUUGCAGCCCUGUCUAGUCUAGGCUGGGUUGUGUUCCAUAAAGUCCAGUAACUGUAGUGGUAAGUAAAACAUACACAGUGCAUUGCUGACUUAACCUAAGCAGUGAAGCUGGGUCUCUGCCCCAAGGGUUUUACAGUAUAGGCUUGACAGUGGGGAGAGGUAGCUAAGGGGACUAAGGGAUGGACAGAGUCAAGAAGAGAUGGCUGUGAGGGCCAUGCAACCAGAGCUCAACCUUAGAGCAAGAGGGGGGGGGCAUUUCAGCUUGGGGGCCACAUUCUCUGCUAUGGAGCCUUCCAGGGGCCACAUGCCAGUGGUGGGCGUGGCCCGGAGAGAAAGUGGGUGGAGCCAGUUUGCCACAUAACCCUCUCUUAUUCUCUUUCUAGGCUGGCAAGACGCAUUAUCAGAGUUCAAUGGCUCUCCAGCCAGGCAAAAACACAAAGGGGGGGUGCAAAAGAGGGCCGGUGAGGGGUGUGGCUUGGGGAGAGGGCCACGAAGAGAGGCCUGGAGGGACACAAUCAGCCUCUGGGCCUGAGCUGCCCUACAGACAUAUCUCAGUAUUUAUUUAUUUUUUAUGGAAUUUACUGACCUCCACAAAAACAUAUGUUGGUUUCCCCCCUGCUGCUUUUCCAGCAGAAAGCUGUGCCCAAAGCAGUUCGGAGCACGUAGGAAAAUAAGUGAAAGAAGCAAUGCAUAACGAAAGAGAAACCAUCAGCAUAUCUAACCACUCAGUAUAAUAAAAAAAAUAGUUGCGCCAAAUAUUGGCAGCUGCCUCCACAGUUGAGGGAUGCAUUUCUGAGGCAUGACGAAGAACCAGCAUUUUAUCUAAGUGUUGGUGGAACUGAGUGAGCGGGCAAGAUUUAGAACCAUUAGACUUUGUCUGUUAUUGUAGAUUUUUAAUGCACAUUUCGUGGGGUUUUUAAAAGUGAAAUUUCCCUUGUACGGAAAGGGCUCAGUCCUUCCCCAUUCCAGGUUUUUUUGGUACCUGAAGAGUUAAGAGCUGGCUAGGAGAUUGGCAGCCAGCUACCUUCCUGUGUUCUGCUGGAAGGGUGUGGUGUUGAGUGGCUGAGAGGAAGGGAUGCUGGCAGCCAGGACUCCUGGGUUCUUUUCUCUCCUUGCCUCCUAAUGUGUUUGGGUUUCUCUUUCUCUCCCACCUGUGCUGACUCGACUCUCCCUCCCUGCCCUUUUUUCCACUUCUGUCAGCGCUUUCUGAUCUUCGGAGCUUGCCGGCUUCCUUCUAACUUGGCCUCCACCUCCUCCGUGUUGUCCUCCUUCUCCUCCCCUCCCCAGUACUUGCCCAGACUAUGUCUCCUACCCCCAGCGCAGCUGCGUUGUUCCCCAUUAAAGCAUGAAUCAUCCCCGGCUCUUAGAUCAUCACACCUUAGAUCAUCACAUGCAAUAGGCAGGCAGCACCCAGGAGUCCCACCUUCCUGUGUGUAUCUCCAAAGCACCAUCCAUGUCAGGGCCAGCCCAAGACAUUUUGACACCUGAGGCGGACCCCAAUAUAGCUCCCCCCUCCCUGCCAUGGAAGAAGGGGGUUAAGGGAUGCAGGUGGAGCUGUGGGUUAAACCACUGAGCCUUGGGCUUGCCAAUCAGAAGGUCGGUGGUUCGAAUCCCCACGACGGGGUGAGCUCCCGUUGCUCGGUCCCUGCUUCUGCCAACCUAGCGGUUCGAAAGCACGUCAAAGUGCAAGUAGAUAAAUAGGUACCGCUCCGGCGGGAAGGUAAACGGCGUUUCCGUGCACUGCUCUGGUUCGCCAGAAGCGGCUUAGUCAUGCUGGCCACAUGACCCGGAAGCUGUCUGCGAACAAACGCCAGCUCCCUCGGCCAGUAAAGCGAGAUGAGCGCCACAACCCCAGAGUCGUCCACAACUGAACUUAACGGUCAGGGGCUCCUUUACCUUUACCUUACAUCGAGAACAGGGGGGGUGGGGAGAAGGAUCAAUGUCAGGAUUUGCUCCCCCAGUGAACACUGCCGCUCAUGGGUGAGCCAGCCCUUCUUUACAAAAUCAUUUUUAUUUGAUUUUACCAAUAUAAAAUUAUAACAAUCCAAAUGCUUAUCCACAUAUAGAGAUUACUCGGAAUCUCAAGACUUCCCACCACCCCCUUCAUGGGUCCUAUUGUCAGCAUUUACAACUGCAUAUUAUUCGAUAAUCUACAUUUUAUAUCAGUCCAUAUUGCCCAUAAUAUUUGUUACGUUACAAGUGAGAUUAAAAUUCUGCUAAUGUUUUCCUCUGCUUGCAAUGGUCUCUUAAAUAGAUUAUAAAUUUUCCCCAUUCCUUUUUAAAGAUUUUGUCCUCUUGGUUCCUGAGCUUUAUGGUCAGCGUUGCCAUUUCUGCUUAGUCCGUCAGCUUAGCUUGCCAUUCCUCCCUGAUAGGGACCCUUUCUUCUUUCCAUCUCUGGGCUAGUAGCACAUGGGUGAGCCAGCCUUGAUCCAUGUGUCUGGCACAGUACAGAGUACGAAAACAGGUAGGUCUUUCCUCUGAGGCACUUAAAAGUUGGACAAGAGGGAAAUUGAGGUAAACAGGGAGAGAAUGUGUUCCCUUCAGCUACCCACUCUGGGGCUCGGUCCCCAGGCGGUACUGAUUUCUCCCAUGCUUAAAUCUGUGGUGUCCCGAUGAUCCCAUUAUCUUCAGCUGUGAUCCUAACUAAACCCCACUUGUCUUUCAUUUCUCGGCCUCUCGGUUAAGAUCAAGUGUAGUAGCCAAAGAUUUCCAGUCCCUGUCUUUUCCAUUUUAGCAGUCCCCACCAGGGCCGGAUUUAGGUUUGAUGAGGCCCUAAGCUACUGAAGGUCCUUUAUACGUCCAGCUGUCCUUUGUCAGCAACAAAUUGUCGCUUUUUGUGUGUUGAAUAUAUGCUAUAUGGUAAUUUAUGGACCUAAUAGGUAUCUAAAGCCAUUUGCCAUGCAACCAGUCCAUGCAGAAUGUAGGCACCCUAUAUAUAGAAAUGAGCAAACCAGUGAUAUUUUAGAGAGCAGGCUAGCAGGCGGGGCCCAUUACUUACAUCAUAGGAGCCUACACAACACAAAACACUGUUUCUGUUAUGUAGGUUUUAUUUUAUUUGUUUUUUAUCAUAUAUUUUGGAAAUGUACAUCCAGGUUUCUUUUUCCUUUAAUUUUUUUGGGGGGCUCCCACUUGGGGCCCUAAGCUAUACCUCGUUUAGCUUAUAUGUAAAUCCAGCACUGGUCCCCACCCUUUUCCUCCAUGUUCCACACCCCCAACCUUCUCCUUCUCUUAAGGAACCCAGGAGUCCUGAGUCCCAGCUCCCAUGGCAACCUAGGCGUUCCUUGUUCUAGGAACGGGUUGAACAAGUUGCUGUCCUCUGGACUGCAAGAGUGGGAGCUCAGCACCCUACGCUGGGGCAGGAACAGUUCCCGCCGUCACUCAUCCCAGGCUCUGCUUCUGAAAUCUCAGCCAGGAGCUGGGGAACGAGGGAAGGAGCCUCUGGUCCCUACCCUUAGUGCCAGUGGAGUGAAGUGGAUUGAUCAAGGAUACAGACCUGGGUUUAAACCUCUACUUGGUAAUAGCCUCAGAAUAAGUAGCAAAUUCUGUGUGGCCUACCUUGCAGAAUUGUUGUGCAAAUAAACUGGGCUAGCCCUCCAUUGAGCUUUUUGGAAGGAGGGGCAGGAUACGAAUCUGACAGAGAUGAGGCAGCCGCCAAGACAACCGCGAAUUCUAUAUAGUUUUAAAAAUAAUGAUUAUGGGGGGGGGGAAUGAAAAGGGGUUUUCAAUGUGUGUCUCCACAAAGCCCUGUAUGGUAGACCACUGUUUCCAUUUUGUGACUGGGGACCAAGAUGGGCGAGUGAGUUGCCUAAGGUCAAGUGAGGAAUCUGUAGCAGAGGCUGGGAGCGCUCAGAUCCAUGUAUCGCAGGCCUUGACGGACCGACUAUGCUGGCUCCGUUGGGAAGCUUCCAGCCCUUUCUCCUCUCACACAUUUCUCUUUCUCUCCUCCCCCCCCGCAGAUGCCCAUCCUCAAGCAGUCCCCUGUCUCCCACUCCAAGAAGCGGCCGCGUUUGGACCGGGCCAUGAUCAGCGCCCCCUUGGGCGAUUUCCGGCACACGAUGCACAUCGGCCGCGGCGGAGAUGCUUUUGGCGACACGUCUUUCCUCAGCAACCACGGGGGCUCCAAGGCCAACGGGCUGCCUCCCGAUGUGUCCCCUGGGGCCUUCUCUAGCCCUGGAGAUGCCCGCUUUGAACUGUUGUCUCCACCCGGGAGCGGGAACGGCAUAGUUCAGAGCCCGGCGACAUCGACCCCGGAUGGCAGCUUCGUGGCCCUGCAGACCCCGGAGAAGGCAGAGCGGCAGAAGCCCUCUAACGGAAGGGACUGGGACCUGCCCCAGAAGUUCUCCUUGGAGAGCCCCACAUUGGAACAUGCCGAAUCCCUCCUCUCUUUCCAGUUGGACUUGGGGCCUUCCAUCUUGGACGAUGUGCUGGGAGUGAUGGACAAAGACUGGGACAGCAUCAGAGGGCAGGAACAGGAACCGCUGAGGGUCGAAAGCUCCAGCCCAAAGGGGCACCUCCAUCGCGGUGGUGAAGAAGACGUGGAGGAGCAGGAGGAGGAAGAAGAGGAGGAGGAGGAGGACGAAGGGCAGGGCUACAGUUUUGAGGAUGAACAGGAUGAAGAGAUUGGACUAUAGGAAAGAAGAAGGGUGGUAUUGGUUUUGAUCGCUUUGGUUUCUCUAGCUGCCCCCCACCCCAGCACUCCUCUUGCCCUCUUUUUGGCAGAAUUUCUCAGCCCCUCUGAUGUGAGUUGGUCUAUGGGCCAAAUGUUGUCUUCAGAUGACUGCUGGUUGACCCAUCCCAAAGAGCCACUGAUCUCAAAUCUCUCAUGGUUGCGUUCAAGAGGAAAAUGGACAGGGGCAGGCAGGCAGGCUGCACCUCCAGUGUGAUUCUUGCUGUCUCCCUUCUCUUGUGAGAGAAAAGCACUGUGCAACUGAGAAACGCACACACUGACCAAUUAUUGUACUCUCCCUAGGCAUGGGAUGAUACAGAUAUUUUGAUGCACUAAAAAAUGCAUCUUGGUUAUAAGGCGUCUCAGAAUCCAAGGUUGUGCACCACUGAUACCAUCUUUGUCUCACCUUCCACUUCUCUGUUGUUUUAGGCAACCAUCCAUCAGGCUACCUUGCCAAGGACGAUUCCAUCUCCUGCGCUUGUACUGUUGGUUUCUGUCUCUAAACCUGAAACUGUUUUUUGAGAGUGCUGGAAGGACAGGCAGGUUGGAAAUAAAUUGGCAUGUUAAUGGAAGGAUGGAGGGAAUGAGGAUGCACAGAUAUUCUGAUGUACCUGUCCAGCUAUUUAGCCAAUAAUUAUAUUGUUCUAUUACCCCACUAGCAUAUUUAGCAGUGUGAAGUUAUCCCUGUUUAUUUGCUGCCCACCAUUUGCUUUUCAUCUCAUCCACUCCUUGACCCUGGUGCUUUUCUGUCUGUCCAGAUACCCAUUCACUGGCUACUUCUUUCUCUUCAUUCAGUACAUCAGUGUAUCUGUAUAUCCAGCAGCAGCAGGACUGACAAAACUGCAAGGCCUCCCUGAUAAUUGGGGAGAGUGAAGAGGCUGCUUCAGGCAGCAGAUGCUGAGAGACAGAAGCUGCAGGCCUUGGCUAUUCCUCCUGAGCCAGCAGACAUCCCCCCCUGUGUUGCCAUGUGACCUGCCCUGAGCGCCUUAAUCCAGCUUGUUCCCUUGGGGUGGUGAAGGAUCCCAUCUCAUCAUCAGCACCGAAGUAGAAAUAAACUGCAAGUCAAGUUGGCUUCUGUACGGGGUGGAGUGGAGCCGCCAAUGUUUGCCUCAGCAAAGGAAGACAAUGUAGGGCAAGGCUUCCCAAACUUGGAUUCUCUAGCUGUUUUUUUGGGCUACAACUCCCAUCAUCCCUAGCUAGCAGGACCAGUGUUGAGGGAUGAUGGGAACUAGUCCAAAAAGAAGCUGGAGACCCAAGUUUGGGGAACUCUGAUGUAGGGGAAGGAAGACAAUGGAAGCUGUUGGAGAGGAAGUUGAGGGCAAUGGGUCUGCUGUUUAAGGUGAAAGAAAGCAGAGGAGCUUUCUCACCUCCUGUCUCAAAGGGCCAGUCAAGAAAUUAUGGGAUGGAUGAAGGAAAGAGGAAUGACUUGGGCGUAAUGUGAACUGAUGGUUGAGCAAAAGUGUAAACAAUUUACAGUUCUUGGAAUUGUUGGGCAAUUCACUUAGUCACUGAUGGUGGCUGUAACAAUUGCCUGCAGGCAACUAAGCAGAAAUGAGUUUCUGAUGGUAAGAAAGGUGUGGGUUCCCAACCCCCCACCUCACCCCAUUCUUCAGUCGACCAAAGUACCAAAAUGACUAACAAAGAUACAUGUGGGAAAGUGUGUUUACAUUCUCUGUGUAUAUCUGUGCACGCGCACACGUCUCAUUAGUAGCUUUUUGUAAACCUAUUUGCCAAUGGCCAAACUGGGAAAUGCACAACUGAAAAAAUAGCACACAAUCUUUUAUUUUUUAUUUUUUUCGGUUGUUGCCGUUUAAAGCUAUAAUGGGAUCAGGGUUGCAUCAACAGAUCACCUCUCAAUCAAACAUGAACUGGACAGCCUUCUAAAUUAGGUGCUUUAAAAGCUGGAUACAAUUUAGUGGGCUAGAGAGGAUAAUAACUGGAGGGGAAUCUACUGGCUGAUACUGACAGACCUUUUUAAAAAAAUUAAAAAACCCCACAACAAAUCAAAAGGCCAGAUCCCCAACCAUCCCCUAAUCAUCUGUCCUUUCAUCCCUCUGUUAAAAAUAACAUUCUUAUAGAUGUUCUUGCCUUCCUAAACUCUCCUGCAUGGAUAUUGUUGGCAGAAAUCUGUUUUAAUUUGUGUCUUGUGUCUUGUCUCCUGAGCACAAUAUCAGCUGGUCUGUGGUGAGAAGUUAAGCUACCCCUUUACCAAAUCACCAGUUGUCUCUCUUGUUCUGUCUUUCCCACGUCUUCCUCUGGUGCCAACGACGACCUUUUCUUCGUAAGCUUGCUAAUCCAUCAUCAAACUCCUGUUACAGUGAGAUAAAUAACGCAGCAAGACAGCUUUAAGAGCUGGGAAACGAUUGCUUUUUUAUUUCCCUAGGUGCUUGCGGGUGUUUGUUUCUUACUGUGUAACUUUUGCCAGAUUCGUUAAUCACAGUUGAAAAGGUGUAACUGGAUUGUACGGUGCCCUUCUAUGCAGAGUUCUUAACCUGCUGGGACAAAAUCGGUAGUUUGCAUUGCCCCAAUGGGAUUUUGCCGCUUCUUAAUCUUCCCACAUAAUGGGGACAAGGCUCCACUGUGUCAGUAAGAAAACUGGAUGGUGGUGGCUUGUACGUUCUCACUGUCAACUCUGGGGCUAAUAGCUCGUAUCUCUGGAUGGCCCUCUUCGGGUGACAUUUUUUCCUACACAGAUCUCUGUGCUCUUGUUAGUGAAAUGGUGAUUUUGAAAGAAGUAGGAAUAGAUGGGCUGUUCUUUAAUAUCACCACCAUGAACUGCACUUGUUAUGGCGUUUUCUUGCCAUGUGCGGUGAUAAGAUUUGCUUUUUAAUGUAUACAGCAGACCUACAACUUAUUCCGGGGAUCGUGCAUAAACCGAAAAUCACACAUAGUCAAAACACAUUGGGUGCAAUAGCUGGUGGAAUUGCCAAAGUUCCCCCCACCAAUGCCUCCCUUUUAACAUCUUUCCCCACCAAGUGCAUAAAAGAAAGGGGGGGGAGCAAGUUAAAUGUGCAUAAAUUGCAGGUCUAGUGUACUGCAUCUCCCAGCAAGGAGCUACUUUAAAAGGGGAAGGGAUGAUUGUGAGGCUGGGGCUCAUUGCCACAUAAUUGGUGUGCAAUGUGGUCUUUUGGUGGAUGGUGAGGGGGAACCUAGAGCUAUCCAAGCCUCUCCAUCUGGGAAAGGAGGGGAGGUUUUAAUAUGUUAAGGAGCUCAAAGGAAUUCAGUUGAGUUUCCCAGAAACUGAGUAGAGUCGAGUCAGUCGGGAGGGAAGCUCCGAUCCCCUAGGAUGUCUAGACAGAGAAGUGCAAUUUCUGGCCCACCACAUGUUUGGACUCUGGCAUCAUGGCCAGAGAAAAUGGGAGUUGUAGUUCAGUAACAUCUGGAGGGCCGCCAGUUCCCACUCAGUCUAAAACGCUCAGUCUCUGCUGGAGUUGUUUUGGGGUGAGGAGGUAGAGGACCCAUAAUCAGACCCUCAAGCUCCACCUCCUUCUCUUGAAAAUCUUAGCCAUAUAAUGCCCCACAGUGGCCACCUAAAACCAGAAUCUGAGGUCUGUCACAGAAAGCAGAGGGUAGAAUCCCCAUGACCCUCUAUAAUGAGCUCUGACUGCUUGGGUUUGCUGGGUGCAAUCUGCAGCCGCCAUUUAUGGGGGCUGCUCAAACACAUUGGUCUUCAGUGAAUAUGCACUGGGACCCAAAAGAGCAGUGGUUUGCUGGAGGAGGAGGAGGAGGAGGCAAGUAGAAAGAUGGGUGGGGUGGAAAAGAAGGGGGAGAGAGGGGGGAAGUAUAUCUACGCUACCAUCUAAUAAAUUUAUUCCAAAGCUUGUUUCACUUCAAUAGCUUCCCCACUCCCCAAUCCUGGCAACUGUAAUAAAGUGUUGAUUGAUUGUUGUUUUGUGUGUGAGGGGGGAAUUACCUCUGUAGGACUUCUCUACCCAACACCAUGUACACUACAACUCCCAGGGGCUCCCUGGGGAAAAGGAACUACUGUUAAACCACCCUAUCUGCAAUGUGGAUUUGCUCCAGAGAGAGAAGGGGGGUCGUGCACAUCCUGAAAAUUGCGCAGGACAAAGCGAAAGCUGGGACCAGAGUUGGAGAAGGUUGUGGUUGUAGGAGACCGAGGAGCCUUUUAAUUGGAGAGCUGGAAUUCCUGUGGAUUCCUUCUCUGAAGGGAGUGGGCAGUUCAUUGGUUUUAAAAUAUGUUUCCUGUUUUAUGCCUUAACUUAUUGCGUAACCUCAAGUUGUUGUCCUCUCUCACUGUGGACUCUCUCUCUUUUUUUAAAAAAGGGAAAUGUGAAAAAUGAUUUCCUGCAGUGACCGUGUGUCUCUUGAUAUAUAUAUAUAUAUAUAUAUAUAUAUAUAUAUAUAUGUCAUUCUAAGCAUGCAUGAACAAGGUCCAGCCACAGACUGCAAGAGAGAUGAGGGCUGGACUCUGAUCUCUGUUCCCUUUGGGAGGGCAAAAGCUUUCGUUGUUAUCCUCAUUUAUUCACCCCACCCCCCCAGAUCUAAGCCUGAACUCUAGGUCAUAGAUGUCGCUGCCUUUUCACAAUCCCUUUGAUCAAGGCAGCAAGAGGGUUCUAUAUGUACAUUUAUUAUUUUAUAAUAGCUCAUUUUAUGGAUUCCUGUGUAAGAAAAUGUCUAUGUAGCAUCUCCCCCUUCUCAAAAUCAUGUUAAUUUUUAUCCUACGUAGCAGAAUAUUUGUACAGCGACCAAAGUGUUUGAUAUCUCUUGUAAUUAAAAGCAAACUAGUUUCGGA
This is a messenger RNA of Podarcis lilfordi (Lilford's wall lizard), 20177 nucleotides long. The record is from the annotation of a GenBank genome assembly. NCBI's taxonomy places the organism in Eukaryota, Metazoa, Chordata, Lepidosauria, Squamata, Lacertidae.